AUGCAAGUCAGCAGCACUAUGGCUGACCAAAUGUGUGUGAAUUGGUGGCAUGGGUCAGGGCUCUUCCCUGACAUUGCCAGGUUCAACCGGCCCUUGAACGUGACGAUGCCCUGCGUGGGCAUAGAUGGAUGUGGAGUGGCCAUGCAACACAUGGCAGUCAGAUUCAAGCCGACCAAUGUAUAUGACUUGGAGCACCGCUAUGAGGGCUACUUGCAGCACCACUUUGGCGAUGUCCCUUUGCAUUUGGGAAAGGACAACGGAGAUAUCAACAAGCUGAAGAUGGAAAAUGGGAAACACCAUGGUCAAAGUGACAUUCGAGCUGAAGUAUUCUUGACGGUUGUACGCUUGAUGAUUUCUUUGAUCAAAUCUGGAGAUCUCUUCGCCGCAGUCAUCGAGAAUGUGAAGGGCAUUUGCCAGAAGAUUAAAGGACUGGAGGUAUCUUUCAUGGAUCAGCUGCUGGAGGCUCUCAACAAAGAAGCCGAUGAAUUCAGUUGGGACACUGUGAUUUUGCACGCCAAAGACUACAUGUUGGCUCAGACACGCACUCGUGUAUUCCUGCGGGGAGUCCGCAAAACAACGUUUCCUCGUGGAGUCCCACCGCCGCUCCCUGGUUUUGGCGAGAAAGGUUUGCGAGAGUUUCUGUGCCCUGGUCUUCCAGCUGUGGACAGGUCUUCUUUGACCAAGGUCAUGAGGCAGAACCUGAUGGACGCUGAAAAAAAGCUCCAGCAAGCCGUCGCUGACGGUGAAUACGGCAAAUCUGAUUUGAUCGUCUUCCCGCUGGACAGGGCCGAUGGAAAAGCCUACAAGCGCAGCUACAGUGUCAACAUGGCGCCAACUCUGACCACGAACAACACCUAUUUGUUUGUGACGAGCCUGGAUUUUAAGAAGCGUGACGGCCAGAGGGAGUUUUUCAGGUUUCUCCAACCUGGUGAAAGGAUGAACCUUCAAGGAUUCGCAGGAUCCACCUUGGUUGAAAGCUCCGAGGCACUGAGGGUAAAGGCCAGUGGAAACGCCUACCCUGUGCCCUUGAUGAUUGCAGUUCUGCACCCGAUCCUCCAGGAACUGCAGCCUCACAUCACAGGCCAGCUCAAGGUGAAAGGCAGUCUCUUGGAUGAGUCAGCCACCAAAGCUUGCGCGAACUUUGACAAGUUCAUGGCCACUUGUUCCGCAGCAGCUGCCAAAGCCGCCAAGGGAAGAGCAAAACAGCAGAAGAAAAAGGGUGGCGCUAAGGCUUUUCGACCGAAAGCCAAACCGCUGGCCAAGCGCAAAGCCAAAGCGAAGGCGCAAGCAAAGCAGAAGGGAGCGAGGGGAGGUAAGGUGAAAAAGACCAUCAAGAAGGUGCAACGAAAGUCCACCGGCUACUACAAGUACCGGUUUUUGUCGUCCUCUAGCUCCUGA
Molecule: messenger RNA, 1398 nt
Organism: Durusdinium trenchii
Lineage: Eukaryota; Dinophyceae; Suessiales; Symbiodiniaceae
Source: the annotation of a GenBank genome assembly